Moneuplotes crassus is the source of this 1079-nucleotide messenger RNA. Lineage: Eukaryota; Ciliophora; Spirotrichea; Euplotida; Euplotidae. The record is from the annotation of a GenBank genome assembly.
AUAUAAUAUUCCAUUUAUAUGAAAACUGGUAAUCGGAACAGUAACAAAGGAAGCCAAGGAGGCAGAAAAAAUAAAGGUAGAAGAGGAGCUAAUGCUAAUAUAAAUGGGGCUGCCAAUGGGAACCAUACGUCCAAUCGUCAGGCUCGUAACGCUGAUAACAGCAGCUCCAAUUACUCCCACGAUAAUCAUAGCUCAGGUAGGCAAUGGACCAAUGGAGAAGACACUAGGCAUAAUAAGUCUUAUAAAAGAAACAAUAAUGAAAAGGGCAGGAGAGGAUUUUAUAAUAAUGAAGAUGACCCAACGUUUAAUAUGAAAUCAAUGUCUUCCCUUGAAACCGCCAGCCAAGGAAAUUCUGCAAGGAAGAUGACCGAGACCGAGGAAAGCAAGGAUAGGUGAAGAACCGAGUCUAGUACUUUCAAACCUUUUGGAGUAAACGAGAGGUGAACAGGGAAGGGUUCGAAUUUCCUUCUUGGAGAUGACCCCGAUGUAGAAAAAUACAUGUAUGGGAACCCUUGGUCAACCGAGAUCAAACGUCCCUUUGAAUCAAAACAUAUAGCCCAAUUUGGCCUUGAUCUAAACGACAACAGGAAACUUUCCGAAUCGUUCAAAUCUCCGUUUUACAAAUACUACAAUGAUUCCAAAGUUGACGACCUGAAAACAAUGGAUUUUAGCAAGAUCUUUGCUGAGCACGAUGAAACCUUGCUCUAUAUAUUCUACAACAUGAGCGAUGAGGAGAUCAAGGCCAAAAGCUCUAAAGAGCUUGCCAAGAAGGGAUGGAAAUUAGACUCUGACACACAAGCAUGGACCACCACAAGAGAGGUGUCCUCGAAGGGAAGCAAAAGCAAUGGAGUCACUCGUCAGUCAUCCAAGAGUAAAUCAAAGAACCGCAGAAAGGAGGAAAAUGAAAAGGAUAUUCAGAGGUGGAAGUUUGACAUUCAAAAAUGGAAUCUUCUUCCUCAAAAAUCCUCGGGAAAUGGGUGAGAAGACGAGCCUGAAAAGCGCUUGGAGAGGAUAGAUUCCCUGCCCACUGACUAGAGAAGUGGAAUGAUUUAGAGAUAUUAAAUUACGUACAUGCUGAA